Messenger RNA from Esox lucius (northern pike), 6094 nucleotides. It is a transcript of the gene cachd1, whose product is annotated as cache domain containing 1. The coding region runs from base 264 to 4157 and encodes 1297 amino acids. NCBI's taxonomy places the organism in Eukaryota, Metazoa, Chordata, Actinopteri, Esociformes, Esocidae. Gene Ontology annotation, cellular component: voltage-gated calcium channel complex. The record is from RefSeq and is a predicted model, not a curated record. Gene Ontology annotation, molecular function: voltage-gated calcium channel activity. The transcript is spliced from 26 exons.
CUCCGGCUCACACUUAGCUAGAGUUGGUGCGGUGUGCAGGAUCUUAGGUUAAAAAGAACUACUUUUAGUGCUUUUACGGAUUUUAUUCUUCUACCUCCGUGGAUUUUCAAAAGAUGCUAUGAUGUCUUCGUUAAAAAUCGAGGAAUUUUGUCUUAAAAGUAUGGGCACGUUUAGCGACUAAGUUGCAAAGUAGUUCCCUUGAAGUUUUUUUCCGAAGGCUGCAAAGCGAAUUCCCAGUUUACUAUUCUACUACCCCAGCCAUCAUGGCGAGGCGGGCAGGGGGAGAAGGAACCGUGAUUUUAACAAGAAUUCGCUUCACAAAAUGGAAUAAGCACUCGAGACUUCAGUGUAACUUCAUGGCUGUUUUUUUUAGCUUUGUGGCAGUAAUGUCAUUUUGUGGCGCUGAAACUGAGUUUUCGAUUUUGGAAGAGGCACAAGUUUUAGCAAUACAAAUGAAGAAACUGUCCUCGCAAGAGCUUGGAGUCUUCACCAUGCAGAGAAUCUUCAACUCGUUUGUGUACACAGAGAAGUCAUCAAACGGAGAGGCAGAGGUGCAGCAGCUGGCAAAGAAGAUCCGGGAGAAGUUUAACCGUUACUUGGACGUGGUCAACAGGAACAAGCAGGUAGUUGAGGCAUCCUACACAGCCCACCUGACCUCCCCACUCACCGCCAUCCAGGACUGCUGCACCAUCCCCCCUUCCAUGAUGGAGUUUGAUGGGAACUUCAACACCAACGUUUCCAAGACGAUCUGCUGUGACAGACUGUCCCCUACAGUCAACAGCAGAGCCUUCAACCCUGGACGAGACCUCAACUCAGUGCUGGCAGAUAACCUGAAGUCCAACCCAGGCAUUAAGUGGCAGUACUUCAGCUCAGAAGAGGGCGUGUUCACAGUGUUCCCCGCCCACAAGUUCCACUGCAAGGGCAACUAUGAGCACCGCAGCAGGCCUGUGUAUGUGUCGGCGGUGCGACCCCAGGCCAAACACAUUGUGGUGAUCAUUGACCACGGCAUGGCCAUCACAGACACACAGCUCCAGAUCGCCAGAGAUGCUGCUCUUGUCGUCCUCAACUCCAUAGACGAACAUGAUAAGAUAUCCAUCCUGUCAUCAGCUGAGGCUGUGCGUGCCUGUUCUCUGGACCAGUGCUACAAAAGCUACCUGUCUCCUGCUACCAGUGAGACCAAGAGGAAGAUGGGCACAUUUAUCAGCAAUCUCAAGGCCUCUGACAGCCCUACCCAGCAUGCACUCGGCUUCCAGAAGGCUUUCCAGCUCCUCAGGAACACCAGCAACAUCACUCGCCAGCUCACCAACACAGACAUGGUCAUCGUCUACCUGUCGUCUGGCAUCACAUCUGGAGAAGCGUCAGAGCAUGAGAAGAGGGACACACUGCGUGUGGUCAAAGAAGAGAACCGCCACCUCAACAACUCAGUCAUGAUCCUCACCUACGCCCUCAUGAACGAGGGCGUGACCGGUCUGAAAGAGCUGGCGUUCCUGCGCGACCUGGCCGAGCAGAAUUCGUUGAAGUAUGGCGUACCGGACCGCUCAGCGCUGCCCGUGGUGAAGGGGAGCAUGAUGGUCUUGAACCAGCUCAGUAACCUUGAGACCACCGUGGGCCGCUUUUACAUCAACCUGCCCAACCGCAUGAUCGACCUGGCCCGCUUCAGCCUGGCGUACCAGGACCCCAUAGGAGAUGCAGGUUUUAUCAUAACAGUAAGCCGUCCCUGUUACUUUGGCAACUUGUUGCUAGGUGUGGUGGGAGUAGAUGUGAACCUAGCCUACAUUCUAGAGGAUGUCACCUACUACCAGGAUUCCCUGGCCUCCUACACCUUUCUAAUAGACAACAAAGGUUACACCCUGAUGCACCCGUCUCUCACGCGUCCCUACCUGAUGACAGAGCCUCCGCUGCACACAGACAUCAUCCACUACGAGAACAUCCCAGGGUUCCCCGCGGUACGGGAGAACAUCCUCCGACUGCCCCUGGGUAGUCAAGUGAUAUCUGUGCCCACCAACUCCUCGCUGUCAUGGCACACCAACCGACUUCGAGACCCCAGCAAGGAGGCCUACAAUGUCAGCUAUGCUUGGAAACUGGUCCAGGACACAUCCUUCAUCCUGUGCAUAGUAUACGUCCAACCAGAAGUACCGGUGAAACACCUGAAGAACCUGAACACUGCUCCCAGCUCCAAGCUUCUCUAUCACCGUCUGGACCUCCUGGGACAACCGUCCUACUGUCUGCACUUCAAACAGCUGGCUACCGUCGAGAGUCCCACGGUGAUGCUGUCUGCGGGGAGUUUCUCCUCUCCCUACGAGCACCUCAGCCAGCCGGAGACCAAACGCAUGGUGGAACAUUACACUGCCUAUCUCAGUGACAACACCCGCCUCAUAGCCAACCCAGGCCUCAAGUCGUCGGUCAGGAACGAGGUGAUGGCGACCAGUCACGUCACAGAUGAAUGGAUGACACUCAUGGAGAUGAGUAGCCUGAACUGCUACAUUGUUCGCCGUUACAUAGCAACGCCCAAUGGGGUGCUGCGGAUUUACCCCGGCUCACUCAUGGACAAAGCCUUCGACCCGACCCGCAGACAAUGGUACCAGCAUGCCGUGGCCAACCCAGGCCUCAUCACCUUCACCGGGCCGUACCUGGAUGUGGGGGGCGCCGGCUACGUGGUCACCAUCAGCCACACCAUCCAUGCCUCAAGUUCUCAGAUGGCCUCGGGUUAUGCGGUGGCUGUGAUGGGCAUUGACUUCACCCUGCGCUACUUCUACAAGGUUCUGCUGGACCUCCUCCCCAUCUGCAACCAGGACAAGGGCAACAAGAUACGGUGUUUCAUCAUGGAGGACAGGGGUUACCUGGUGGCCCACCCCACCCUCAUCGACCCUAAAGGCCACGCCCCCGCCGAACAGCAACACAUCACGCACAAGGAGCCUCUGGUGGCCAACGACAUCUUGAACCACCCCAACUUUGUCAAGAAGAACCUGUGCAACAGCUUCAGCGACCGCACAGUCCAACGCUUCUACAAGUUCAACACUAGCAUCAUUGGGGACCUGACCAACCUUGUCCACGGGAGCCACUGCUCCAAGUACCGCCUCACCCGUAUCCCAGGGACCAAUGCGUUCGCCGGCAUCGUCAACGAAACGUGCGAUUCGCUGGCCUUCUGUGCCUGUAGCACAGUGGACCGCCUCUGUCUCAACUGUCACAGGAUGGAGCAGAAUGAGUGCGAGUGUCCCUGUGAGUGCCCCCUGGAGGUCAAUGAAUGUACUGGCAACCUUACCUAUGCAGAGAACCGGAACCCCAGCUGCGAGGUGCACCAGGAGCCCCUGUCCUUGACGGUGAUGGACUCCAGCCUACAGGACACUCUGCCCCAGUGUAUCAACACCCGCUGUAGCCAGCGCUUCACCAGCAGUGACUGUUUCGGUGUGCUGGACUGUGAGUGGUGUAUGGUGGACAGUGAUGGGAAGACCCACUUGGAGAAGCCAUACUGUGCCCUGCAGAAGGAAUGCUUUGGGGGCAUUGUGGGGGCCAAGAGCCCCUACAUGGAUGGCAUGGGGAUGCUGGAUGAGGAGGUGGCGUCUCUCAACAUAAAGAGUGCUCCAGUAGGGCCGGUUGCCGGGGGCAUCAUGGGCUGCAUCAUGGUGCUGGUGUUGGCCGUCUAUGCCUAUAGACACCAGAUUCACCGACGCUCCCACCAGCACAUGUCCCCGCUGGCCGCACAGGAGAUGUCGGUGAGAAUGUCUAACCUGGACAACGAGCGAGAUGAGAGGGACGAGGACAGCCACGAAGACAGGGGGAUCAAUGUUUUCCUGUCCCGCCCUGCAGUCAGCAACACCCGGUUCAUCGCGGCCGUAAUGGAGAGACACACCCACAGUCCUGAGCGCAGGAGGAGGUACUGGGGGCGGUCAGGAACGGAGAGUGACCACGGCUACAGCACCAUGAGUCCCCAGGAGGACAGCGAGAACCCGCCGUGCAACAACGACCCCCUGUCGGCCGGCGUGGACGUGGGUAACCACGACGACGACCUGGACCUGGACACGCCCCCGCAGACGGCGGCGCUGCUCAGCCACAAGUUCCACCCGUACCGCCACCCGCCCCAUCACCACCCGCUGCACCUCCACUCGCACCACCUGCAGGCCGCCGUUACCGUGCACAGCGUGGACGCCGAGUGCUGAUCCCGAUCCUCCCCCUGGCGUCGCCGCUCCUCCACCCCCCCCACUCCCCCCGCCGGCCCACCUCAUUGCUUGGCUACGUCACUACACGCGGGCCCUGGACAUCACCACCACUACACCACCACCUCCGGACUUCCCCGCCCCCCACGUGCUCCAACUGGGCCCGGCCGUGGGGAGGGGAGGUGUGCUGAGGGAGAACAGGGAAGUAUCCUCGGGACGAUUGUACAUUGGCGGGGGGAGAGUGGGCGGAGCCCUGCUCAGACCGUGUUGGGGGCCAGGUGCUGCUGGUUGUGUUGUACAAGGGUAUUAAUAAAGUGGUUUUCCAGUUUUUAACAAGAAAAAAAAAAAAGGCUAAAUGGAUUAUUUUUCUACUAUUUAUUGAAAUGGAUUUGAACUCUGGACUUUGCGGUUAAGAGACUGGCUGAACACGGACCGCAGAAUGCGUCAGCUGCACUCUCCCUUGACUUUCUGUUGAGGUCACUUCCUGUGUCACCAUAACCAAGAGGAAGUGGUUUUUCAGUGGAUAUGUGACUCACGUUAUCAUUUAGAUACAUUUUCCGUUGCAAAUCAUUGGGGAGACGAGCUCUUUCUGUUGACAGGGUGAACUGACUGCAAGACAUUCAGAAACCCAGCUAGCAGUUUAACCUCGAACCUCCUGGGUGUCUUGCUCACCUGACCAUCUGUCUAGGAUUGUGACCGGGGGUGCUGUAUCACUGAAUAAGGUUUGUCAUGCCAGGACCUUGGCAGAAGGACAGACGCGCAGGACGUGCAGUGCCCGCACUUGGGUGCCCUGUUAACCUGGUUGGUCCUUCUGAGCCUGGCUGACCAAGCUACGGCCCACUCCGACUCUCUCUGCCCGAAUGGGACCUAUCAGAGUUGAGCGAGUGUGUCUCUGUUUGAGACUGAGAGCUGCUGUAGCUGCAUACAUCUUUAUGUUCCUUUGUGGUCAAUAACAACAGAAGAAAACAGUCUUCUGUACACUCUGCGCGUGUGUGUGUGUGUGUGCGCGCGUGUGUGAUAGAAUGAAGGUCGUCAGAGCAUACCCAUUGAAGUCAUUAUUACAUGUUCUAAUUGUUUGAAAGUGUAAUUAGCGAAUAGAGUAUUUUUGUUUUAAGCUGUCCAGCUGAUUUUUCUGAAGUCCUUUUAGCCCUACAGUAUGACAGUUUGUUUUUAUGUGAAUCAACUGCAUCAGUCAAGUCAGUUAAUGGUUUUCAUUUAGUUUGGGUAAAGAAGGUUAUUUUCUGAGCUAAACAGUAUAAAGUGUACAUAUGUUGUUUUUUUAAUCACAAAUAACUAUUAAUAUGUUACACUCCAUAUUUUAUGUUGAAAAUGAAAUAUUGUGUUUUAAAAAUGUUCAAAAUGUGGGUUUAUUUUGAUAUGUUGAAGUUCAUGGUAUCUGUCAGAAUGUGCUCUGACACCUUGAAUGUUUCUAGGUCUACCUUUCUUUAGGUCCAUACUGGAUGGAAGACAGACUGAGAGAGCUGUGUUUUACACACUUAAAGUUGGAGCUCAAUUGGCUAUAAAAGCAUCAUCUUUUAAUUACACGUGGGUCAAAUUGGCACACAAGAACUUAAACUGUCAGGAAGAGAUUUUAUUUUUGAGUGCAGCAGAUCUUUCUAUUUGUUAACUUGGGUCAGUUCUAGGAAGGGCAUGGGUCAAUUUCAUUUCACUCACAUUUACUGAGACUGAAUUGGCCUGAAUAAUCCCCAUAGUGUUUUUUUACAUCUAAUUUUGAUGGGAGAGAGUGUAAACACUUAACUGUAUUUACCAGCUGUGUAAGCAAGUAUAAUCUUGUGUAUACCAAACACUAUGAAUUGCGUUAUUGUACUGAAGGAACUUCAAUGUGUGUACACCAUUCCUUUUUUCCAGUGUAACAUAUGCGGUUAUGGAGAUGAUUUAUUGCAAUGUGAAUGUGAUAAAAGUCCACGUUUCACUUUGAA